AUGAAGCACCAUCUCUCUACCAUCUCUGUCUUGGCACUGGCCUGCCAGAGCCUGGUGGCCGCAAAAGAAUUCAAUAUUAAGAAGUUCUCAUCAUUAGUUAUUUUUGGUGAUAGCUGGACCGACCAGGGCAUUUACUCAUACAUACCAAACGAGAAUGGCACCCUUCCUGACCCCAAACCAGUCACAUCCACAGGUGGCCGGAACUGGCCGCAGUAUAUUAAACAGUACUCAAAUCAGGUCAACAUCUACGACUAUGCUGUCAGCGGAGCGAUGUGCGACACUUUAUUCUCCCCAACUAACCGAAACGGCAUUGUGCAAAACCAAGUGCCAGCCUUUCUCAAAGAUCUCGCCUGGAAGAAUCAGACUUCGAAUCAGCCUGCGCUCAAGGUCCCCGCUGAAGAAACAGUGUAUGCAGUCUGGAUCGGGACAAAUGACCUUGGAUACGCUAGUUUCCUCGCAGAGCAGCAACCGCAUGACAUGCCUCUCACGGCGUUUAGUAACUGCGUAUAUGAACAGUUGGAUCGAGUGUAUGAGGCUGGAGGUCGAUUCUUCGUGAUUAUGAACUUGGGAGCGCUCGAACUCACGCCCCUAUAUGCGACACUUGAGAAUAACGGGGUUCCGACGUCUAGAUUCUGGAAAGAUAAGUCACUUUACGACGCGAACAUAACCCGCACAAGCGAAAAGAUGCGCCAAUAUAGCGCUACCCUUAACACUUUGUUUGAGUAUCAAACGCCUUAUGAAGUCCAACUGGCAAAGCGCUAUCCGAAAAGCUCUUUCGCAUUGUUUGAUACCGCCAGCCUGAUUUCGAAAAUGUGGCAUGACCCAGGGAGCUACCUCAAUGGGACUACUGAGCUGAACGUUACGGGAUCGUAUCUUGGGUGUAUUGAGAGUGGAUGCAAACUUUCGAACCCAGACCCAGAUAGCUUUCUCUGGUACGACGAGCUCCAUCCAUCAGAACAAGCCAAUCGUUGGUUUGCGAGAGAAUUCAUUGAUGUUGUUAAAGGACAGAGCAAUCUGGCAAAGUAUUGGAAGUCCAAAUAA
Messenger RNA from Clonostachys solani, 1041 nucleotides. The record is from the annotation of a GenBank genome assembly. NCBI's taxonomy places the organism in Eukaryota, Fungi, Ascomycota, Sordariomycetes, Hypocreales, Bionectriaceae.